UAUGUCAUUAUUGCUGUUUAUCUUUGUCAAGUGACUGCACUGCACGGUUGGGUUGGUUGUUAUUGGCCUAUUAUUGUGUUAUCAUUUGUACUUAUAUCAAGCUUGAGUAAAUAGUCAAAAUCUAAUCAUAUCUACACACAAGCACUUCCUGAAGUGCACGAUUAGGCCCAACACCGCAAUCGCAAGACUUGGAGUUUAUGUAAGUGAAUUGUGCUGUCAAUGAAUACAUAACAUAGACAGCUUAGGCCUAUAGCAGGCCUCUACCAGUUAUCGGAACAGGAUCCCAAAUGGCCACCAUUGUUGUGCCAAGAGAGUAUGGCUAUGUCAUAUUAGUUGGAGUGGGCUCAGCGUUCAUGCUCGUUUGGAAAGGAAUCAAGGUUGGACAAGCCCGUAAGAAGUUUAGCAUACCUUAUCCAACAAUGUACAGUCCAACAAAUGACCAUUUCAACUGUUACCAAAGAGCCCAUCAAAAUACGCUGGAGAAUUACCCCCAGUUCCUAAUGCUGCUGUUUGUUGGAGGAAUACAACACCCUGUGUUAGCGUCGGCUGCUGGCGCUGUUUGGUGCUUAGGCAGGAUUGCCUAUGCUAAGGGGUACUACACUGGAGAUCCAAAGAACAGAAUGAAGGGGUCUUUUGGGUACUUUGGUCUGUUCACUCUGCUUGGUUUGACAGUGAAGUUGGGUUUGGACACUCUGGGCUGGGUGUGAGGCACUUCAAUAUAGAUAGUCUUUAGAUAAGAUAAGUUAGCAAUUGCACAAUUACCUCAAAAGUAUUCCUGAUAAUGUGUCACUAGUAACAAAAAUAUACUAUACUAUUUUAGCGAUAUUCUAAGAACCCAAAUGCCUUCAAACACAACUCUCAGGUUUAUAAAGCAAUAUUUUUGUUAUUUGUAAAGAGGCAAAGUAUAGCUGUGUAUGUGAUGUCUAAUUCCACCUAAACAUGUAUUACAUCCUGAUGAACUGACAUUUUAUUUAUUUUAUGUACAAUUCAAUGUUCAAUUCUAACUUGAAUUUUUAAAGCUAAAAUAAUCCUAUUAUAAAAAUAAUUCAGGGUUUGAACACUUUGUGUAAAUAAUCAAAUGUAAUAUUCAAUAGCACAAAGAAACUAGUCUGUCACCCCGACUAACAUUUUCAAGUUCAUUGGUGUAAAAAAAAUAUAUACCUAUAUUUUAGGUAUCACUGAGAUAAAGUAAAAAGUAUUUGUUUGGUCACUAAAAAUUAGCUUAAUAGUUUUCUCGAAUGAUCAAGUCUCAGAGACUUUAUAAGAAAUUUGGUUUAGUAGUUAUGAUGCAAUGUAUAUUUUGUGUUAUUUACCUUUACCAUUUUUAUAAGACUGAACAUAUUUCUUCUGCUGUUACCCCUCAGGACAUAUUUAAAGUAAUUUACCUGUUUAUUGUUUUAUUUAAUGUUAAUGUUCAUGUUUGUUUGCUGUUGGCAUAUUAAUUAAAGUAAAUUUUCUCAUUAU
Macrosteles quadrilineatus (aster leafhopper) is the source of this 1464-nucleotide messenger RNA. RefSeq names its product microsomal glutathione S-transferase 3-like. Gene Ontology annotation, molecular function: glutathione transferase activity; glutathione peroxidase activity. Lineage: Eukaryota; Metazoa; Arthropoda; Insecta; Hemiptera; Cicadellidae. The coding region runs from base 288 to 707 and encodes 139 amino acids. The record is from RefSeq and is a predicted model, not a curated record. Gene Ontology annotation, cellular component: nuclear envelope; membrane; endoplasmic reticulum. The transcript has 5 exons.